UGCAUUAGUGCCACACUUGAAGUGACGUUCAAUGCAUUGAUCGGAGCAUUGAUUGGUUGCAAACAAGAGUCACUCAAAACAGCUAUUGAUAACUAACUGUGUGUUACAUAACAUAACACAAGCAUUGCAUUCAAUGACAUGUACUCUACUGUUGUGUCCAAACAUUUGCUCACAAUAUUUGUCACACAAUAGUCACCAUCUAAUCGAUUAUCUCAUUGUUUUUGUCUUCAUCUCAUCCAUCUCUGGCCAUCAAACAGUUAAUUUUAUCACCGAAAGUGCCAUUGUUUUUGUCUGAAUGAGGUAUAGCUUGUAAUCCGACAAUUUGGUAGUGAUUUAGAGGGACGUUAAGAGGGCAUACCUUAGAAGACAAACGGUUUUUUAAGACACGAAUGUUAUCGCUGAGGAUUGUCUCGUGUCGAUCACUAAAACAGCCCUGAAUUCAGUUAUGUUUGUCGACAGAGAUCUCAAUGUUUUGCCAUUAAAUAACAACUUAAUUAUUUAGUUAACUAAUUAUUGAUUUACUUGAAGAAAAAUUAUCUCAUUAUAUUUGCAACAAUCAUCAAAUAAAUAUUAGAUAUAAUAAAUAGUUAUCAAUUUAUUAACUACUAUGUGAACUACCAUUUGAUUACCAUUGAAUUAUGAAGUCACGUAUGAGAAGAACUUCUGCAUCGGUUGAUGUCACGCAUUCAGAGCAAAGCGGAUCCGACGAAACUCUUCACGCAAACAAUUCAAAGAGUUUAGAUGUUUGUGUAUCCGAAAGUCGUAUCGACCGAAUGCGAAAACUUUUGUCAUCUCCGCUAUUGAGACGAAAACCCAAUUACCAUAAAACCAUUACUCAAAGCUCUCAAUGCGAGUCAAAAGUUUUUGGCGUUUCUCUCGAUGUGUUAUCACAUUCCAACACAAGCGAAGAACCCUUUAUUCCUUUUGUUGUCACCCGUUUGUGUCAUUUUAUUGAAGACUCGGGAGGUUUUCUACAGGAGGGCCUCUUUAGGAUUAGUGGUAACGCAAAAAUGAUUGAUAAAUUGAAACAUUCAUUUGACAAUACGGGUGACGCCAACCUCGAGUCUGAAGGAGACAUUGCAUCCGCUUCGGCUCUUUUGAAACAGUUUUUGCGAGAACUGCCACAACCUCUCAUUCCCGACACGUCUCAAUUUUUGGAGGCCAUUAAAAAUUACGAAACGGACGAAAGAAAAUGUAUUCACAAUUUGCGAGCUUUGGUUUCGAGACUCGCCGACGAAAACUAUUAUACAUUAAAGUAUUUGUCGGCUUUUUUGAACCGAAUAGCUCUUCAAAAAGAAAACCGAAUGACUUCAGCAAACUUAGGUAUUGUUUUCGCCCCCAAUAUGUUUAAAGUGAAUGUCGAUACCUAUAAAGGACUCCGCGAGCAAUCAAUGGCCAAUGAAGUCGUGACACUUUUUAUCGAUCACUUUACUAACAUAUUUAAUAUCGAUUUAACCGAUUCUAUAUUCACUACUGUCUUCGCAAUGUCUCCAUUAACCGUUGAAAUUCCAGAUCCCAAUCCAAUUAGUGCUGAUUCAGAUGAAAACCAAUUGUCUAUUGAAAUACCAUCACUUUUAUUGCAUAACACAUCACAAGAAAGUCGAAAACGAAAAGAAAGUAAAUGUCUUUCAAAUUCGCCACCGUUUCGGUCAAACUCUGAAGAGACACUAAUUGACUCAAAAGACAAAGACAUUCGUCGGUGUAGUUCUGAUGAAAACUUGUUGAACACUGAGUUUAUUACAGCCGUCAAUAAGUUUGAAAAUUUGAAUUUUCGCAACACUUCGAGUCCACACCCACCUGAAGCCAAACGCCGAGAGUUAGACACUGAUGAACGGUGUUCGGCCUAUGAUAGCCAACUUCAUUGUAUUUCUGAUACCAGUGACCAGUUUGAUGACCAGUGCAAUCAAAAACAACCAAACAUUAGUUGUCAAAGUGUUAAUUUGUGCAGUGAUUUGAUUGACAAUAUGGACUCAUAUAAAGAGAAUUGCAGUGAAAAUAAUGACAAUGAAAGUAAUGUUAUAUUCAAGACGUGCCAAAUAUCACAAACAAAUGAUGACAGAAACUGUCGUACUUUGGUUGAGAUAACGCCAAUUGAUAAUCAAAACAAUAAUAAUAUAAAUAAUAAUAAUAAUUACAGUAAUAAAGAUGAAAUUGACAACAAAGACAAGAUUCCUCAUCUGGAUUUCAAAACAGUGUUUCAAAAUAUUGAUAUUUCUGAACCAAUUUUAUCUGAGCACAGAUACAGUUGGCCGCGAUCUUCACAUGAGAGCGAAAGUGCGAUUACAAGUGAUAAUUUGGCACCAAAUCCAUCGACUUCUGUCUCACAAUUUCUGAAGAAAGCCGUUUCAUAUGAGGCACCACUUUCUCCCAGUGCUUACAGAAAUUAUUUAAGUAAUCGAAGCGUUCAUUUGGAUCCAACUAUACCUCCGUCACCACCUGUGGAACAAAUGAAGAUAAGGGCACCAAUACGUGACAUCAAACAAAAUGAGUUAAUCAAUACAAGUAUUAGAUCUAUAACUAAGAAAAUACAAAAUGUUAAGAAAAAAUUAAAGCAUUUUGAAUACGAAUUUGAAAAAGAAAAGGGAUUUCGUCCGUCACUCGAACAGAAAAUGAGUUGUCCUGAGGGUCGAGCUCUUGUACUCGAAAUGAAUCGACUGAAGAAAGACUUGAAAGAAUUUAAAGAUGACUUAUAUAUGGAAUCAAUUGAUAAACAAAAUCUUUUACCAAAUGAAACAAAAGAAUUUAAUUGUAGUAAAUCUUUGAUAAAUAUAAGCGAAACAAUCAAAGAAAUUGAAAGAACUAUUGAAGAUAAACGCAAAGCAGCGAAUCGACCGGAAAUUCUUGAAGAGAUGACAUCUGAAGAGAUCAUUGAAGAAAAACUAACACUUCAAAAGGCAUUACUCCGUUUUGAAGCACUUUACGGACGACCAACCACUAAGGCUGAGCGUGAAAUAGUGCGACCUCUUUAUGAUCGAUAUCGAAUUGUGAAGAGAAUGGUAGCGAAGACAAUGCCUCCAAAAGUUGGAAGCAAAGAGUCGGCAGAACUACAGCCCAUAUUAGAACACAUUGCUAUGGACUUCACUUCUCCAUCUCAUUCAAAGAGUGAGGCCAUGGCUUCAAUACAAAUCACUAAUAGUAGUGAUAAUACAUUGUUUGGUGCCAUCACUGAUGAAAUGAUCACCAAUUCUAAGUCAAACAAAGAGUUAAAAACUAUUCAAUUCAGUAAUUUACAUGAAAUGUCGUUAUCAGAGUUGAAUCACUUAUUGAACGAAACUCGUCUUCAAAAAAGAAAUCUAAGAACUGUUUUAAGAGAUUUCGAAAAUGAUUUCAUGAGAAUAAUGGGUCGUAAAGUGGAAAAAGAAGAUAAAGUCAAUAUGGGAUCAGUUUAUUCAAAUUAUAAGCACACUAAAGGAAAACUUCGUUUAUUGGAAGCCUUGGUCUCUAAACACGAAUCCCAGUUAAUUAUGUUAUGAAUUUAACAAAUAUUUUGCUCAUAUUAUUUAAUGUUAAUUAUGGAUAUAUUGAAGAUUUUUAACAGUUUUUGUGACAAAAAAAAUAUUUAAUUAUAUAACAACUUUUUAAAUGUUAAUAAAUUAUUACCGUAAGUGUAAAUAUUAUAUGUUG
Molecule: messenger RNA, 3624 nt
Organism: Oppia nitens
Lineage: Eukaryota; Metazoa; Arthropoda; Arachnida; Sarcoptiformes; Oppiidae
Product: protein FAM13A-like
Exons: 8
Coding region: 639-3473 (944 amino acids)
Biological process (GO): signal transduction
Source: RefSeq, a predicted model, not a curated record